Messenger RNA from Postia placenta MAD-698-R-SB12, 1686 nucleotides. RefSeq lists its product as hypothetical. The record is from RefSeq and is a predicted model, not a curated record. The coding region runs from base 1 to 1686 and encodes 561 amino acids. Lineage: Eukaryota; Fungi; Basidiomycota; Agaricomycetes; Polyporales; Adustoporiaceae. The transcript has 14 exons.
AUGCCUCGAUAUGCCGCUGACAAGCAUUCGCAUGCGAUACCGCUGCAAACCAAGCGGAACCACUCAUCGCGAGCAAGACCCAACAUAGUCAAGGCCGCUGAUGGUAAUGGCAUAGGCUUUUGGGUCAUUUCCGAUGUUGAGCUAUGUCGCGAUUACCACUGUUUGACGAUGGAGACCUAUAAGCGGCAUUUCAAGGCUGCUCAUGGCGACUCUCAUCUAUGCGCUCUAUGCGAUAAUCAAUCAUUUGUCGACACUGAGACGUUCCAAACGCACUGCAACGUCGAGCACCCGCCAAUGACUCACCGCUGUGAUAUGUGCCCCGAAGGAUUCGAUAACGCGUAUACUUUUGCCUUGCAUCAUCUUUUCAAGUCGGCUGUGCACCCGAAAUGCAGCAUGUGUCGCGUUGGAUUUGAGACAAAAGAUGGCCUUCUUCAGCACCCGCAAGACAUUCAUGAAGCAGUUCCCGUCGAGAAGCUGGAUCUUGAACGUGCUGACGAGGUAUUUUCCAUCUUGACUGUGUGGCUGCUUUGCUCAUUACACGUCAUGCUACCCGCUGCGACGCACGAUUACGCCAUAUGUGGCAUCUGUGGCGCAGCAGCAAUCUGUUUUAUCAUCCCGGUCUGCGACCUCACAAAGAUCACUGUCAUCAACGUCGAUCCUCGUGGUCCCUCCUGGAUUGCAGAGAGCUCAUCACCUUCAGAGGCGUGGACGCAUGGAAGCGAGGUUUCUCCGCGUCUUGCGUUGACGCCAAUGUCGGAGGUCUCUAUGCUUUUCUCCGAGACGCCUGGAUGUUUCUACCCUGACUACCCAGCGCCUCUGCGUCCCUCGCCUCCAGAACCUCUCGCUGUAAAGACCAGCAAGAAUGAGGAUGGUGCAUUGACCCCCAUUGACGCUGCGCUAGUCCGAGAACGAGACAUUUUAGCGGGAGAGGUCAUAAGCAUUCUGUCAGACGAGUUAGAGACAUCAGAGCCAGUGUUCACACCUCAGGAGGCAACACCCAUCAUAGGGUCUCCGCCCCGUCCCGCUUCGCCCCAAAUCACUCGGAAUCGAGAAAGCGGGAGUACAAGUCAGACGUUGGCAAAAGUACCACUCACCUCGGACUGCUUCAGUUCCCCCGUUGCGGUCACAAACCCCGACAUGAUAUCCCCCCUGACAGAGUCUUUCUCGAGUUCAACGUCGCUUCUGCGAUCCCCCUCGCCCAUAGUCGAGCCAAUCGAGCAAGACAGUUUCCGGAUGCCCGUGCUCGAGGCAAGCCCCGCUCCCGAAGGCUUCCCUGGCGCUAUUCCUGGCAUGUUCCGCAUACUGCCUCCAAUCGACCACCAGCUUGCAACAGAGCGUGUGCCUUCGCCAACACUGCGUCCUCGAUUCCGGGAAAUGGGUAGUGAGGCGAAGUCUAAGAAUAGUUGUGUUUCUCAAAGCUGGGCCCCCAUGUUUCUUGCGUCUCCGUGUAGCGAGGCAUUAGAACUCGACAACAAUACUGAUGUGCGUCUUCCCAACCGAGAGUAUCUUAGCGAGCAACCCCUUCAGAGUUCGGUGUCCCACCUGCAUCGUCGGAGCACUCAUUGCCGACGGGAGCUUCGAAUGCGCCGUAUGCAAGAGGCCGAUACUAUUGCGUUUGGACGUAACGACCCAUUAAAUCGCCAGCACGCACACCGGGAGCCUUCAAUCUUACCACUCGUGCGCUGA